Molecule: messenger RNA, 1657 nt
Organism: Aspergillus welwitschiae
Lineage: Eukaryota; Fungi; Ascomycota; Eurotiomycetes; Eurotiales; Aspergillaceae
Product: RTA1 domain-containing protein
Exons: 2
Coding region: 587-1657 (356 amino acids)
Cellular component (GO): membrane
Source: RefSeq, a predicted model, not a curated record
UUAGGUGUAGGGCACUAAAUGCGAGCAGCUCGUUGACUAGAUAUGGGGCUGUAGUAGGGUCCACACCAUCUGCUAGCCAUGAUAUAGAUCUGUUGGGGUCGAAGCUGGUGCGGAUCUUGGUGUACAAGUUGUGGAAGAGCUCGAUAUGGAGUAUGUUCACGGCCUGGCUGCGGAAGGGUGCCUGUGAGGGUUCAUUUUCAGGGCUCUCCCGCGGUGUACUCCCGAGAGGUAUAGGCGGUGAAGCUGCUCUGGCUGCAUGUACUACUGGCCGUGGAGCUGCUGCUCUCAGCAAAGAGCGGCUUCCGUACUCACAGACUCGCUCGGCGCUAUGGCAAUUCGAGCAAAUGGGAUGUCUCUCAUCGCACUGGAGAGGUUAGUCGGUUCGUAGGGAUAACCAGAGCGUAAGCUAAUACCUUGACGUGGCGCCGCUUACACUCGAGACAUCCGUUGCGAGAUUUCUUGUGGACUCUCUGUGGCAUUCCGAGUCGGUGGCGACAAGUAGGCGAAUACUAAGCAGUUGAUAUCCUGGCGCCUAUUGUCCGAAACAGGGGCAUUUCGAACGUUCAAGGUUUCCUACCAGGCUAAUAUGCCGCGUGUGAGAUUAACCUUGGCUCGCCCUAUAGCGAUGGGGCGCAGGGUCCUGUCGAGGAGGAUGGAGCAAAUGAGAGAGGGAAAAGUCCGCGGGUGCACGGGCCACUCUCUAUUAUUAACCCAACCCGAGCCCUACUUUCAUAGACACGGAUCUGAACUGGAUGAUAUAAAGACGAAUAGAUCUUACUAUGCAUACAGCUACCAAGCAUCACUUUCGAAAACUAACCAUAACACUGUCAUGGCAAAACUCGAACCUUUUAGCGGCGACUACUAUCUAUGGGACUAUGUCCCUUCCAUAGCCGCCUCGAUCAUCUUCUUCCUCAUCUACCUCGCCCUAACUCUAUUCCAUGUCUGGAAGGCCUGGAUAACCCGCGCACGCUUCUGCAUCCCCUUCAUCAUCGGUGGAUUCUUUGAAGUAAUCGGCUUCGCCGUCCGCGCCGCGUGCACCAACGCAACCGCCAACCUAAUCCUCUACAUCCUGCAAAGCGUCUUCAUCCUAAUCGGCCCCGUUCUCUUCUCCGCAAGCGUCUACAUGGUCCUAGGCCGUCUGAUUCGCAGCGUCAACGCAGAAAAGUACUCCCUCAUCCGCAUCACCCGAGUAACCAAAGUCUUCGUCACCGGCGACAUCCUCUCAUUCCUAGUACAGGGCCAAGGCUCAGGGUUAAUGGCCACGGACGGCCUAGAGAACAUAGCAAAAGCCAUCGUGAUCAUUGGAUUGAUGAUCCAGAUCAUCAUGUUUGGAUUCUUCAUCGUCGUGGCUACGGUCUUUGAGAAGAGGAUGAAGCGCGCGCCGACGAGUCAGGCGCCGUACACGCAUCAUCUGUACCCUUUGUAUGCGGUUAGUUGGCUGAUUAUGCUCCGCUCUAUCUUUCGGGUUUUUGAGUAUGCGUUGGGGCAGAAGGGCUAUCUUUUGGCGCAUGAGUGGCCGCUUUUUGUGUUUGAUGCGGUGCCGAUGUCUGCUGUGAUGGUUGUCUGGGGGUAUUGGCAUCCUGGGACGUUGAAGGCAGAGGGGGUUCUGGGGGCGCAGCAGGAGGUGGGGAUGGGCUGGUAUCGGAGUAUGGCGUAG